This is a messenger RNA of Suncus etruscus (white-toothed pygmy shrew), 8334 nucleotides long. RefSeq names its product zonadhesin (gene ZAN). The record is from RefSeq and is a predicted model, not a curated record. Gene Ontology annotation, molecular function: protein binding. Gene Ontology annotation, cellular component: membrane. The transcript has 45 exons. NCBI's taxonomy places the organism in Eukaryota, Metazoa, Chordata, Mammalia, Eulipotyphla, Soricidae. Bases 1 to 8334 code for a protein of 2777 amino acids.
AUGCUGGGAGUCACCAGAGUUCCCCUUAGCGGUGCUGGGGAUAGACCCGGAGUGCCAUCUUCUGGUCUCCGAGAUAAUGUGAAGGGCAGGAGUGGGAUGCGGGGUCUGCCGAAGAAGCCCCUCAAUGAAGAACAGCUCCAGGAUACGUGGCAGGCUGUACCCAAGUCAGCCAGCGAGCUCUCUAUCAUCACCCAGUGCGACUUUGAGGACAAUGCCAGACCCCUCUGUGACUGGUCCCAGGAUUCUAAUGAUGAUGGGAACUGGACCCGAGACAAAGUGUCCUUCCCUGAUAGUGGAAUUGGGCCCCCUGGGGGAUACCCCAAAGAUGGCUACUACCUGCAUAUGCUCGCUAUCACCUUCCCUCCGGGGGGCGUCGCACGUCUACGAAGCCCCCUGAUCUGGGAACAAGGGCCUAUGUGUAUCCGCUUCGCCUACCGCCUCUUCGGGUUUUCCUGGGGUGCCCAGCUUAGGCUGUUGCUGCAAGCCAAGCAGAAGGGUAAGCACCCCAUCACGCUUUGGAAGCACCGCAACUAUCAGAGCCCGUCCUGGGUGCCCACCGCCAUCACAGUACCUGCUGCGGGACUCUUCCUGCCCAGACGGCUGGUGUUUGAAGGGGUGCAGGGCAGCACGAGUUACCUGGACAUCGCCCUGGACGCCAUCUCUCUUCAUAAGGGCUCCUGCAAUCAGGUCUGCAUAGUACAGAUGUGCAACUUUGACAAGCUGAACGAUCUCUGCGGCUGGAGCUGGGUCCCCACGGCCACGGGAGCCAAGUGGGUCCAAAAGAAGGGGCCUUCAGGUGUCCCCGACGUGGGACCUGACUACGAUUUCUCCAGACCUGGUGGUGGCUUCUAUAUGCUCCUGGACCCAAAGAAGGCCAAGGCCCAGCAGAAAUCUGCCCUGCUGAGCCCUGUGAGCCAGUCGCGGGGUUGCCUGAGCUUGUCUCUCCACUAUACACUGCGUGCCAGCUCCCCAGGGGCCUCGCUCACUGUCUUCGCCAAGCCGGUGGGCAACAUCCGGAAACACACUCUCCUCCUGGCACAACCCACCACAGGCUGGAAGACCGCCUCUGUCAACUACACAGGCCAGGGGUUCGUUCAGUUCAUCAUCAUAGGCAUGUUUGGAAAGAGACCAGAGCCUGCAGUAGCUGUGGAUGAAAUUACCAUUGCUCCCUGUGGAGACACUUUUCCAGGAUGUGACUUUGAAGAUGAUAAGCAUCCCUUCUGCGACUGGUCCCAGGUCCCAGAUAGCAGCGGAGAGUGGGCCUGGGGAAAUAAAUCGAGCCCCGAAACAACCUCCAUCGGAGGAACUUUAAAACGCGGGUUUCAUUUCAUCUACUUGUUAGUCAACAAGUACUCUCUUGAGGGCCAGGAUUUCCGACUGAUGAGUCGGCCAUUCUGUGCCCCUGGUGCCAUCUGUGUGGAGUUUGUCUACCAAAUGUUUGGUAUUGGGAAUGGCACGAUCUUCAGUUUGCUGCUCUCCAGCCCUGCGGGCACCAUUCCGAAAUCUAUCUGGAUCCGGGUGGGGUCCCAGAAACCUGAAUGGCAGAACGCCUCUGUCACCAUCCCGCCAGGACUUCCCCAACCUAUGCAGCUGAUCCUGAAAGCCACCAGGGGAUCCAACAUGGCAUUUAUCGUGGCUGUGGGCUUCAUUGGAAUCAGUCAAGGGGCCUGUCGAGGACCAUCCACUGUCCCCACGGAAACGUCCACUGUGAGCUACACAGCAACUCCCACCUUGCCCUCAGAACAGACUACAGGCCACACAGAAACAACUGGAGGACCCACAAAAAAACCCACUCUCUCUGGGAAACAGAACAUCAAAUCUCAAGAGCACACUUCCCCUCCCAAAGGGAAAAAUUUCCCUCCUCAAGAAUCUCCUGCCUCCUCUAAAAAGUGUAUUUUCCCCCAUGAGAAAAUACCCAGCCCUUCUGUAGAGGAAAAUGUCCAUGCAGUGAAAACUACUCUCCCUGAAAAGCAAACCACUCCUCAUGAGAAGUCCACUGUCCCCUCUAAAGAACAAGCCAAGCCCACUGUGUGGCCCUGUAAACCCAUAGAAGGGCCCACUAUCCCUACAAAAGAGAUCACAAUCCCCACUAAAAGUCCCACAGAAAAACCCACAGAAAGACCUACUGUCCCCACAGAAAAACUCACUGUCCCCACAGAAAAACCCACUGUCCCCACAGAAAAACCUACUGUGCCCACAGAAAAAUCUACCAGUCUCACCGAAAAAUACACUGUUCCCACAAAAACAUCUCCCAUUCCCACAGGAAAACCCACUGUCCCUACAGAGAAACCCACAAUACCCACAGAAAAAACCACUGUCACCACAGAAAAAUCUACCAUGUCCACAGAAAAACACACUGUAUCUCCAGAAGAACUCACUAAAACAUCUACUGUUCCCACAGAAAGUACCAUUAUCCCCACAGAGAAACCUACUGUCCCCACAGAAAAAACCACUGCCCCUACAGAAAAAUCUACCGUUCCCACAGAGAAACCCACUGUUUCCACAGAAAAAACCAUUGUCACCACAGAAAAACAUACUGUCCCUACGGAAGAACUCACUACAACAUCUACAGUUCCCACUGAAAAUACCACCGUCCCCACAGAGAAACCCACUGUCCCCACUGAAACAUCAACUAUCCUCACUGUCCUCACUGAUAAACCUAAAGAAAAAACAACUGUCCCCACAGAAACACUCACCACCAUCACAGAAAUGUCUACCAUUUCUACAGAGAGGCUCACCACCGCAGUCACAGAAAAAUCCACUGUCCCCAUAGUACAAACCACUGUCCCCACAGAAAAGCCCACUAUACCCACAGAGAAGCCCACUGUCCCCACAGAAAAAUCCACUGUCCCCACCCAGAUACCCCUGGUUCCCACGCAAAGCUCCACGACGCCAGAAACCUCGGUGAGUGCUACUACGUCAGAAACCUCGGUGACUUCUACUAUGUCAGAAACCUCGCUGACUACUACUAAAACUUCCCAGACUGCCACAACGAACAUCAUAACAACACAGGGAUUUCCUCAAGAGACCUGCCCCCUAAAUGCCCACUUCGAAAAUUGUGGUUGCUUGGCCUCCUGUACCAAUUCCAAGCCUAACUGUGGUAACCAAUGCCAGAGAGGCUGUGUCUGCGAUUCUGGCUAUUUAUUUAGCAAUAAUAGCUGCAUUGAGGCCGCAUCCUGCAGUUGCUUCCACAAUAACAAUUACUAUAAGACUGGGGACAUCUGGUUCAGUGCCAACUGCUCCGAGCGCUGCCACUGCUUGCCAGGCAGUCAGACAGUAUGCCAGAUGGCCCGCUGUGCGGCCCACUCGGUGUGCCAGCUGAGAAAUGGCCAUUACAGAUGCCAUCCCUAUGGUUCUUCUGUUUGCUCCAUAUACGGACACACAAACUACAUCAGCUUCGAUGGGAAUCGCUUCCGCUUCUUGGGCAAGUGCACCUAUAUUAUGGCUCAGCCUUGUGGCAACUCCACAGAGCCAUUCUUCAGGGUGACAGCAAAGAAUGGGGACCAAGGACUAAAAGGAACAUCCAGCCUAAGCCAUGUCUAUGUGACACUGCCCAAGAUUCUGCCCAUCACUCUGUUGAAGGACCGUCGAGUGUUGUACGGGGGCCAGGAGCUCGUGGUGCCGAUGAAUCCUUCCAAAGGCAUCUUCCUAUUCUCAAGCGGGCGCUUCCUGGAGCUUCAGACACCGAUGGGUUUGAAACUGAGAUGGGACGGUGAGGAGCAGCUAUUUAUAAAUGUGCCCAGCACCUACUCAGGCAAACUCUGUGGUUUAUGUGGAAACUAUGAUGGUGACAAAAUUAAUGACAACCGGAAGCCAAAUGGCGAAGAGGCUAAGGACGAGGAGGAGCUGGGAAACAGCUGGCGGACGGCAGAGGAUGAGGACAAGGAGUGUCAGAAGACAGAGGUACCUCCUGCAUCUUGUGACUCAAUUUUGCUGGGCCAUCUGUCAGGGCCCCAGUUAUGUGGCCGGCUGGUGGAUACACAAGGACCCUUUGCGGCCUGCCUCCCACAUGUGUCAGCCAACCUCUUUUUCGAGAACUGCAUGUCCGACAUGUGCAACUUCCAGGGCAUGCCGCAGAAUCUGUGCUCACACCUGUCGGCCUUCACGGAGACCUGCCAGGAAGCCGGCUACACAGUGAAGCCCUGGAGAGAACCCCAGUUCUGCCCUUUGAGCUGCCCUAAAUUUAGCAAGUACAACCUGUGCAGCAGGGUUUGCCCUGAGAACUGCUAUUCCAACAUAUCGGGCCAGAACUGCCAGAAUCGGUGCACAGAGGGUUGCCAGUGCGAUCCUGGCUACCUGCUCAGCGGCCUGAACUGUAAGGCUCCCAGAGAUUGCGGGUGCAUGGAUCAUUACCACAGGUACUGGACGAACAAGGACAAAUGGUACAAACCAGGCUGCAGAUAUAAGUGUGAGUGCUCAGACCCUGGAAAACUCCUUUGCUACCGGUCACGUUGCUCUUCGUCUCAGGUCUGCAACUAUUUGAAUGGCCAGUAUGGCUGCCACCAACAAAACUUUGCCUUCUGCACAAUCUCCGGAGACUCCCACUACCAGACCUUUGAUGGGGCCCUGAACCACUUUAUGGGCACCUGCACUUAUGUCCUCACCAAGUCCUGUAUGUCCAACGGCUGGGAAACCCACUUCAUUGUGAGUGCCACCAAGGAGUUCCGCCUGGGGAACCAGGACACCACAUUCAUCAGCGCUGUACACGUGGAGGUUUACAACAUGAAGAUCUCCCUGCUCAAAGGCGCCAAGGUCGUGCUGAAUGGAGAGCGCGUGCUGCCACCCCUGUCGCUGCUCGAAGGCCGUGUGAUCCUGCGGUACACUGGCAUCUUCCUCGGCCUCUACUUUGACUUCGGGCUCCUGGUGCGCUAUGAUGGGAACCAUUUUGUGGAGGUGAAGGUGCCAGCCAUCUAUGCCGGUCGCCUCUGUGGGCUGUGUGGGAACUAUAACAACAACAGCCUGGACGACAAUGAGCUAUCAGAUCCGGAGUACCCCUGGAAGAUCCAGGAUUCCUCUGAAGCAGGUUGCUUCACGACCCUCAAGCCACAGAGAUGCCUGAAGAAGUCAAACUACUGGGAAAAGGACUGUAACAUCCUGAUGAACCCCCAGGGACCCUUCUCCAAAUGCCACAAUGUGGUGGCCCCACAGGUCAGCUUCUCUAACUGCGCAGUCAGCCAGUGUGGAAGCCGAGGCGACCACUCUAUGCUCUGUCGCUCGCUGCAGGCCUAUGCCGCCCAGUGCUCCAGGGCUGGCCUGGUCUUGAAUUGGAGAAACAGCACCUUUUGCCCCCUGAGGUGCCCAAGAGGCAGCAAAUACAGCACGUGUGUUAGGCUCUGCCAGUACACUUGCCAAGAAAGGUUCGGCUGGAUGCCCUGUCCUCCCACUCAACCCUGUUCUGAGGGCUGCCAGUGCGAGGAAGGCCACUUCCUCAAUGGUGUGACCUGCAUACACCUCCAUAACUGUGGCUGCUCUCUGGGCCUGAACAACUACCAUUCGACCUGGGACAACUGGUAUUCAGACAAGACCUGCUCCAGCAUCUGCUCCUGCUCCAGCGUCAACCAGAGCUCCUGCCACCCAACCACCUGUGGGCCCAAUCAAUGGUGCUGGACCCAGCAUGGGCUCACUCGCUGCCGGAACUCAUAUGCCGGCAUUUGCAGCAGUUUCCGCAAGAAGUACUUUAACUACGAGAGUUUCGAUGGUGCCAAACAUGAGGUCCGAGGCAACUGCUCCUAUAUCUUGGCCAUGAGCUGCCACUUCACGACUGAAACGCCUUUCUUCAAGAUCUCAGUCCAGAACAUGCAGUGGGAGAAGGGCCCCGAGCUCACCUCAGUAGUCCGGCAGAUUCAUGUGGAUGCCUUUGGAUCUCGGAUCACGCUGCAAAGGGAUAACUUGGUGCUGAUCAAUGGCACACAGGUGAAACUCCCCUACAAAGACAAUGUCACCUUUAAGGAAGGUGAGAUCCCUAAGCCGAGAUACAAAAUCUGGAUGGCUAUGAACUACACAAGGCUUAUUCUGUGGGAUGAGGUGAUAGUCAAGUUUAAGGGUGAUAUGAAUCGCUUGACGAUCCAAGUGCCUGGAGACUACUAUGACAAAGUCUGCGGCAUAUGUGGAAACUAUAAUGGGGAGAUAGAAGACGAUCAUAUGAUGCCCAACACCGAAUUAGCCCUGAAUGAAAUGCAGUUUGUCAGCAGUUGGCAAGAUAAGGAGCUCACCCCAAAUUGCCUAUCAGAGAAUGAGAAGACCCUGAAGGAGUUAUCGCUGCAGGUUAAAAACAGAUGCCUGGAGGCUGACCUGUCCCGGGCCCAGGAGCAGUGCCAGGAGGCCUUCAGGAACCCAGCCUGGGUGCCCUGUGCUGUGCAUCUGAGCCUCGACCCCUACCUGCUGCGCUGUACUCAUAGCCUUUGCCUGUUCGGGGGCCUGAACCAGGCACUUUGCCAGGCUCUGCAGGCCUUCGAGGCCGACUGCCUGACACAAGGGCUCAGGGUCGACAUCUGGAGGAACAGUAGCUUCUGCCCUCUGGAGUGCCCUGCCCACAGCUUCUACACCACCUGCUUGUCCCCCUGCUUGCCCACAUGCGGGAAGAAGCCAUGUCGGACAUCUCAAGAGUCAAUCCGGUGUCAGGAAGGCUGCGAAUGUGAACAUGGCUUCCUGCUCAAUGAUCGGCUCUGUGUGCCUGAGAGCCAGUGCGGCUGCAAGCACCCUGAGGGUGGCUUCCUGGCCGGGGGGAAGACGUGGGUGUCCCCGGACUGUACCCAGAGCUGCAUAUGCACCAUGGGCUCCCUGCAAUGCUCGCCUUUCACCUGCCCAUCUGGCUCCCAUUGCCAGUUCCAUGACCAGGACACCGCCAUCUGCAAACCUGACAAGUCGGAACAGUGCUCGGUGUUUGGGGAUCCCCAUUACCUCACGUUUGAUGGUCUCCUCUACACCUUCCAUGGCCGCAUGACUUAUACUCUCCUAAGGACCAUCAACAAGAUACCCGAGGGUCUGGAACCUGUGGAGGUGGAAGGGCGAAACCGCCUCUCCGCACCCUGGGUCUUCGAGAAGCAAAACAUCUAUACCUUGUACGAGGUGAUCGUGCGGGUCCAUGGCUAUGUCAUCCACAUGAUGACCAACCUGGAACUGGUAGUGAACAAACAGAGAGUGACCAUCCCCUUCAAGCCCAAUGACAAUCUGCAGGUCACCAUGCGGGGCCACCGUAUGUAUCUGGUGACCAACUUUGAGCUGGUGGUCAGCUUUGAUGGAAAGGAGAAUGCAGUCAUCUCCCUGCCCACCACGUACCAGGGCCUGGUGCGUGGCCUGUGUGGUAACUUUGACCAGGACAAGUGGAAUGAUUUCACCAUGCCUGACGGCACGCGCGUGCAGGGCCCUGUCAUCUUCGGCAACAGUUGGGAGACUAAGAAACACCACAAGGGACAGCUCCGCUUCUCCAGGGCCCUAAGAGAGGAGGAGGAGGAGGAGGAGGAGGUGGGCUUGUCCCAGUGCAGUGGUGAGCAGCAGGCACUCAUCAACAGCACCUCAGCCUGUACAGUGCUCGUCGACCCCCAGGGCCCCUUUGCUGCCUGUCACCACCUCGUGGCCCCGAAGCCCUUCCAAGAGCAUUGUGUGCUGGCUCUGUGUGGCCCCCAGGAGCCCCGGCUCAAGGAGGAGAUGCACUGUCAGAUCCUCGGCGGCUAUGCCAGCACCUGCCAGGAGGCAGGCAGCAUCCUGGGCCUCUGGCGGAAGCAAACCCACUGCGCCUUGGAGUGUCCACCCAACACCAUCUACCAGAGCUGCAUGAGCCCCUGCCCAGCUUCCUGUGCCACCCUGGAGGCCCCCAGAGCGUGCAGAGGCCCGUGCAUGGAGGGUUGUGCCAGUCUGCCUGGCUAUGCCUACAGCGGUACCCGAAGCCUGCCUCGGGCCCAAUGUGGCUGUACCAGCGCUGGACGCUACUACCAGCAGGGUGAGAGCUUCCUGAAUGAGAACUGCUCACAGCGCUGCACCUGUGUCCAGUUCGGGCUCCUGCAGUGCCAGCCCCACCAUUGCCACCAGGGUGAGAUCUGCUCUCUGGGCAAUCUCACUCGAGGCUGCUUCCGAGAGAGCCCAUGCCUACAAAAUCCCUGUCACAAUGACGGGCGGUGUUUGGAGCAGGGGAACCACUUCGUCUGCAAGUGUGAACCCGGUUAUGGGGGACACCUCUGCACUGAGCCUGAUGAUAGGCCAGAUAUAUUCAGCUUUAUGAUUACUUGUCUGGUAAAGUUGGUGCUACAGGUCACGUGGGUGCUACUGGUCGUGCUGGUGCUACUGGUGGUGGUGGGCCAGGUAUGUGUCCUCAGCAAGAAGUGGAAGAUGCGGUGA